ACCGCAGACAGUUGGCCCGAGACCCCUUCUAGACUUAAAAAGAGGUUGCAUUCAGAGACAGACAUUCAUUCAGCACCGACAACCGUCUAAGUACAUCAUUUUCUUGUGCUGCUUGUUUUCAGCAGAACCUUACUUCGCUUUGCCUUCACCAUGUUAAGGAUGCUAAGGACACACCAGAUCCAUCCGGGAAUGGUUUUAAUAGUGGUCUGGCUUUGCCACUUUAUUGGGGACCAGAAAGUGCAAGCUGGCAACUGCUGGCUGCAACAGGGGAAAAAUGGACGGUGCCAGGUUCUUUACCAUGCUCAAAUGAGCAGAGAGGAAUGCUGUAGGAGUGGGAGACUCGGAAUGUCCUGGACGGAGGAGGAUGUUUCCAAUACCAUGCUGUUCAGGUGGACCAUCUUCAACGGCGGGGCACCCAACUGCAUACCUUGUAAAGAGACGUGCGACAAUGUGGAUUGUGGCCCAGGGAAGAGAUGCAAGAUGAACCGUCGGGGUAAGCCGCGUUGCGUCUGCGCGCCAGACUGCUCCAACGUCACCUGGAAAGGACCCGUGUGCGGCUCAGACGGCAAGACCUACCGCGACGAGUGCGCUCUGCUGAAAGCCAAGUGCAAAGGGCUGCAGGAAGUGGUGGUCCAAUACCAGGGCAAAUGCAAAAAGACAUGCCGGGACGUGCACUGCCCUGGCACCUCUAACUGUGUGGUGGACCAGACCAACAACGCCUACUGCGUGACCUGCAACCGCGUGUGCCCGGAGGUGACCAACCCGGAGCAGUACCUGUGUGGCAAUGACGGCAUCGUCUACGCCAGCGCCUGUCACCUGCGGAGGGCCACCUGCCUGCUGGGCCGCUCCAUCGGGGUGGCCUACGAGGGGAAGUGCAUCAAGGCAAAGUCGUGCGAGGACAUCCAGUGCCGGGUGGGCAAGAAAUGUCUGUGGGACGCACGUCUGGGCCGUGGCCGGUGCGCGCUGUGCGACGAGGUGUGUCCGGACAGCCGCUCAGAGGAGGCGGUGUGCGCCAGCGACAACACCACCUACCCCAGCGAGUGUGCCAUGAAGCAGGCCGCCUGCGCGCAGGGCUCCCUCCUGGAGGUUAAGCACUCAGGAUCUUGCAACUGUAAGUAACUCUUGUGGCGCCCCAAAACUCCCUCCCCAAUCCCAUACCCCAAACUACAAACAACCAGCUCCCCUUCUGCUUCUAGCAAAAAGACAAUUUUCAAAUGUCUGCCCUUAUGCCCUACCACAGCAGCUGCUACCCAGCUUCCCAUACCCCCCCAUACCAAUCCGCUGCCCCCCAAUCCAAUCCUUGCUGCUUACAACCUCCUCCUCCGUCCGCAUCCCGCCCCCCUCCCUCCUGCCCCCCCAACCCCAGCCUCCUGUCCGCCCAUGUGACUGUACAGCCUAAACCUCUCCGAAAUAACACGGUCCAUGCUCAACCCAUGCCCAAAUCCUGCUACAGCUAUAGGCCAGAGGCCCAGAAUGGACUGACUGAUGAUUGGACAUACAUGCAUGUCCUUUAAGUUUGAUUUUGCUGACUGGUUUUUGUUUUGUUUCGUUUUUUUUUGUCGCUGGCUACAUUAAUUUUGCAUUCUUGCAAGAGGAGAGCCCAUACCACGCGAGAGGAUUAAAAAUGUGAAAAAAAGGACUCGUCUUUAGACAGAUUCGUGAAACAACUAACACAACCUAUAUAUCUAUAUCUAUAUACAUAUAUAUGGAGACUAACUGUUUUGAAGUUGGAACAGUCGUGUUACAAAGGCAUACGUUUUUGUUGUCUUGUCAUUUUUCAGUAACCUGUAAUAUUUAACAUGGGGUUGCCUGAAAGUUAUCCGUUUGUUUUUAGUGUUCACUUUUAUUUCGAGAUGACUUCGAAUUGCUAAUGUCACAUCGAUAUUGUGUUUUUAAAAAUGCUUUUGGCUGUAAGCAAUCAUUUCAAAAUGGCACUGUCGGUCGACGGCAUACAAAGUGCAGCCAACGUGUAUAUAAUCAAAUAUAGAGAUGUCUCUAUUCAUCAAUAUGCAUAAGGUGAUUGUAACAUUGGUGCCAAGUUAGAUAGAUAAAGAACACACACACACACAUAUAUAUAUAUACAUACACGCAUCAGUGGGGUGUAUGUAUAGAUAAUUAUAUACUAUUGUAUGUAACGUCAUCAAUACUUUAUGACAAACACUACCUAUUUUCUUCCAAGAUGGCCAGUUGACAAUGCACUGUGAUCGCUAAGCCAGUUACCAUCAGAUAUUUCCACAGUGAAGGAUGGAACACAUUCCAAGUUAAAAAAAAAAGAAAGAAAGAAAAGAAAAGAAAAAGAAAGACUGUCUGGAGAAACCAUUUCAUGCUCGCCAUGAAACAUCUCAAUUUUAAAAAGAUUGUCAGCUAACCCUAAUGUCUCUCUGCCAUAAGGUACAAAAGGAUUCAAAGGGACCAACUUUAUGAUCACCUUAUGGGGAUUAGACAUAUGUGGCAUAUCACGUUAUGCAGUGGAAAGAGAAGCUUGUAGAAGGGGUUUCUUCCAGCUUUACUCUAUAUAAAAAAAUAUAUAGACACACCCACACAUUGACAGAUAGCAGAAUUGUACAUGUGACUUAUGAGGGACCAUAUGCUUGUUUUUAAGAUUUUGUUUUGAUUUUGUUUGUUUGUGUGUUUGUUUGCUUUCUGUUUGCUCUGCCUGUGUGAUGCUUUGUUUGUGCUUUGCCAAUGUUAACUUCUCCUGUAGAGAAAUACCUCAGAAGCUGUGCCACCACUUGACCAACCCCCACACCCAACCCCCCCUCCCCCAAAACCCUCCCUCUCUCUCCUCACCCACCUCACAGUAGAAGGUCAGAGGUCAAAUUGCCAAGCCUUGAGCAGCCCUGUUAUAGUUUAUUGCAUAUCUGAAGCAAAGGAUGAAGAGAGUAUGACUGAAGAAAGUCAAAAAUAUCCCUAGAACUCAAAGAGGGUGAUUUGAGUGUGCAGUGAUAUACCUCAUUUCAUGGUAAUAUGUUACCUCAUUGAGGAACCUGACAAUGAAAAACGGAUUAAUGGGGGGGGGGGGGGGAAGACUUGAUCAAUACUCUCCAAGUCACCACUCCAAUUUUCAGGCAGCACCACUGGGCAUUUCAUGUUCAUCUGGGUGCAUAGCAGAGAACUGAAUGGCUAAUUGAAUUAAGAAUGCCAGUGCAUGUUUGUUAAAUGCCAAAUCAUAUUUUAUAACAAAAAUCAGCAACUGCACAAAGCUUGACUGUGGCUGCCAGUUUUGUAUCCAACGUUAUUUGAAAAAAGACGUUUUUACUGAGAUUUCUGCGCUGUUGUGUGGUCUUGACUCAUGCAACAGCUACCAUGUAUUCUCCCAUCUAGCCAUCACAGAGGACCAGGAUGAGGAGGAGGAUGAGGACUACCAGGACUACACGUCUUACAUCCAUUUAUCCCCCCUCCUGGAUGGAUAGA
Engraulis encrasicolus (European anchovy) is the source of this 3414-nucleotide messenger RNA. It is a transcript of the gene fsta, whose product is annotated as follistatin a. The record is from RefSeq and is a predicted model, not a curated record. The coding region runs from base 151 to 1119 and encodes 322 amino acids. Gene Ontology annotation, biological process: cell differentiation; multicellular organism development. Lineage: Eukaryota; Metazoa; Chordata; Actinopteri; Clupeiformes; Engraulidae. The transcript is spliced from 5 exons. Gene Ontology annotation, molecular function: protein binding.